GGCAAGCAGGGCUCACUGUCUGUCACAGAGUGUGUGCACAAUAUCAAGGUGGGCUGUGUUUUGUGGGUUUAGUUUGGAUAUAUUGUAGUAAAGCCCGAUCUCAUCAUGACUGCCGUUCAUCGUCUAGUUAUUGUACGCCAUGGUGAGAGCUCGUGGAACCAGGAGAACCGUUUCUGUGGCUGGUUCGAUGCCGACCUCAGCGAGAAGGGAUUGGAGGAAGCAAAGCGCGGCGCACAGGCCAUUAAAGAUGCCGGAAUGAAGUUUGAUGUGUGCUACACCUCCGUCUUGAAGCGUGCUAUCAAGACACUGUGGCUCAUCAUGGAGGGCACAGACCAGAUGUGGUUGCCCGUAGUGCGUUCUUGGCGUCUGAAUGAACGUCAUUAUGGGGGUCUGACUGGUCUGAAUAAGGCAGAGACAGCAGCCAAGCACGGAGAGGAGCAAGUGAAGAUCUGGCGCAGGUCUUUUGAUAUUCCUCCUCCUCCUAUGGAUAAAGAUCAUGCUUACCACAAGAUUAUCAGUGAGUCAAGACGUUACAGGGGUUUAAAAGAGGGUGAACUUCCCACUUGUGAGAGUUUGAAGGACACCAUCGCUCGUGCUCUGCCUUUCUGGAAUGAUGUCAUUGCACCUGAGAUCAAGGCCGGCAAAAAUGUCAUCAUUGCCGCCCAUGGCAACAGUCUGCGUGGCAUUGUCAAGCACUUAGAGGGCCUGACAGAUGCAGCCAUCAUGGAGUUGAACCUUCCCACCGGCAUUCCUAUUGUUUACGAGCUGGACAAGGACCUGAAGCCCACAAAACCUAUGCAGUUCCUGGGAGAUGAAGAAACAGUGCGCAAAGCCAUGGAGGCUGUGGCCGCCCAGGGCAAAGUCAAAAAAUGAAAAGCCUACAAAGACCCAGAGACUGAAACACACGCAAACUGCUUAUCUUUACCUCUUUCCUUAAAGAUGAAGUGUGUAAUCUCAGUGUCACUGUUGUCACCAAAUGAAGUUGCAAACAGAUUUUAAACAAAACCAUUGUGCCAUUGGUCAGACAAACAGAAUUCAACCUAUUAGUGUUUUACUUGUAUUAAGAUGGGAUGUUUUAUGAUCAAAAAAUUACACACUUCACCUUUAAUAUCAUCCCACACCCUAAGCAUGGCGGAACAGUGCAUCUAUAGAUGUAAGCCCCCACAUCUCAUAUAAAAAGAAAUAAGAGUUAUCACAUGACAUGGAUAUCACUGCCCACCAUCCGUAAACAUUCUCACAUAACGCCACGAAGCACAGCCCGCUCUUGAUUUGUAAACCUUGUGUUGGACUGCCCCACUCUGAUACAGCAAAUAAAAGUGACCACCAUUUUGUGUA
Paramisgurnus dabryanus is the source of this 1335-nucleotide messenger RNA. It is a transcript of the gene pgam2, whose product is annotated as phosphoglycerate mutase 2 (muscle). The record is from RefSeq and is a predicted model, not a curated record. Gene Ontology annotation, molecular function: intramolecular phosphotransferase activity. Gene Ontology annotation, biological process: glycolytic process. NCBI's taxonomy places the organism in Eukaryota, Metazoa, Chordata, Actinopteri, Cypriniformes, Cobitidae.